Catharus ustulatus (Swainson's thrush) is the source of this 1437-nucleotide messenger RNA. It is a transcript of the gene SSBP4, whose product is annotated as single stranded DNA binding protein 4. Bases 40 to 1122 code for a protein of 360 amino acids. Gene Ontology annotation, molecular function: protein binding; single-stranded DNA binding. Gene Ontology annotation, cellular component: nucleus. The transcript is spliced from 17 exons. The record is from RefSeq and is a predicted model, not a curated record. Gene Ontology annotation, biological process: positive regulation of transcription by RNA polymerase II. NCBI's taxonomy places the organism in Eukaryota, Metazoa, Chordata, Aves, Passeriformes, Turdidae.
GGGGCCGGGCCCGGGGCCGCUGACAGCCGCCGCCGCGCCAUGUACGCCAAGGGCAAGGGCUCCGGCGUGCCCUCGGACGGCCAGGCCCGCGAGAAGCUGGCACUUUACGUCUACGAGUACCUGCUGCACGUGGGGGCCCAGAAAUCCGCCCAGACCUUCUUGUCGGAGAUCCGAUGGGAGAAGAACAUCACGCUGGGGGAGCCCCCCGGCUUCCUGCACUCCUGGUGGUGCGUUUUUUGGGAUCUGUACUGCGCUGCUCCGGACCGCCGGGAGACCUGCGAGCAUUCCAGCGAGGCCAAAGCCUUCCAUGACUACAGCGCGGCGGCAGCGCCCAGCCCGGUGAUGGGGAACCUGCCCCCCGGGGAUGCCAUGUCCGGGGGUCCCGUGCCCCCCGCCUUCUUCCAGCCCUUCAUGUCCCCCCGCUACCCCGGUGGCCCCCGGCCCCCGCUCCGGAUGCCCAACCAGCCCCCCGUGGGUGUUCCUGGCUCCCAGCCGCUGCUGCCCAACGCCAUGGACCCGGCUGCGCGGUCGCAGGGGCAUCCUGGGAUGGGGGGCCCGAUGCAGCGCAUGAACCCCCCCCGAGGCAUGGCCGGGAUGGGGCCGCAGAGCUAUGGCAGCGGGAUGCGCCCCCCCCCCAGCUCGCUGGCCGGCCCUGGGAUGCCCGCCAUGAACAUGGGUCCUGGUGGCCGCGGGCCCUGGCCCAACCCCAACGCCAACUCCAUCGCCUACUCCUCCUCAUCCCCUGGCAAUUACGUGGGCCCUCCUGGGGGCGGUGGCCCCCCCGGCACCCCCAUCCUGCCCAGCCCCGGAGACUCCACCAACUCCAGUGAGAACAUGUACACCAUGAUGAACCCCAUCGGACCCGCAGGGAACCGGCCCAACUUCCCGAUGGGGCCCGGACCCGAGGGGCCCAUGGGCGGGAUGAGCGCGAUGGAGCCGCACCACAUGAACGGAUCCUUAGGCUCCGGGGACAUGGAUGGGCUGCCAAAGAGCUCCCCCAGUAAUUUGGGGGCCCUGAGCAACCCCCCCGGGACCCCUCGCGACGACGCCGAGCUGAGCAGCAAUUUCCUAAAUCCCUUCCAAAGCGACAGCUACUCGCCCAGCAUGACAAUGAGCGUGUGAGCCCCGCGCCGAGGCCGCCGAACAGCCAGACGCCCUCUCACCCACCACCGAAAAAAAAAAAAAAAUUACAAAAAAAAAAAAAAAAAUUUAAUUACACCCAAAAAAACAAAAAAAAAUUUCAUAAUUUUAAUGAUCAGCCCACCCUCCCCACCCUCGUCUCACCCAAAUCCUGCCAAACAAACAAAAAAAAUAUUCAUAAUUUUAAUGAUCAGCCCACCCUCCCCACCCUUGUCUCACCCCACCUUCUCAGCACCCCUGGUUUACCCCUCCUCUUUUUAUUCUUUAUUUUUAAUUUUUUUUUUUUCCGAACGAACA